This is a messenger RNA of Dreissena polymorpha, 965 nucleotides long. RefSeq lists its product as uncharacterized. The transcript has 4 exons. The coding region runs from base 54 to 572 and encodes 172 amino acids. NCBI's taxonomy places the organism in Eukaryota, Metazoa, Mollusca, Bivalvia, Myida, Dreissenidae. The record is from RefSeq and is a predicted model, not a curated record.
GUGUACGAGUGCGACACCAACAUACAUAGACACUACAUAUCUAGCUCUCCAAAAUGGAUUUUAGACUACGAAGCCUGUUUGUCUUGCUUGGCUUAUUAGUGAUAGCCGAGGUCGGCUUUGGUGCUUACCGCAGCGGCUACAGAAGUUACAGCAGCUACAGAAGUUACAGCGGCUACAGAAGUUACAGCGGCUACAGAAGUUACAGCGGCUACAGAAGUUCCGGUUCCUACAGUGGGUCUAGCUCCGUCGAUACCAACGGUGCGGGAUUCAUCGUCGGCGUGGUGGUCGCGGGGGUAGUUUGUGCCGGUGGAAUUAUCAUCCUAAUUCUUUGUCUUCUGAAGAAAAUUGGCACCAUUUGCUCCUCCCCUAAAGUGACCACUACCCCCAGCCCCACAAUAGACACAAUAAACACAGGAUUCAUACCUGCCGACAACUACAACAUGGGGUUCGUCAACCCGCCCCCACCACCGACCUACUCCGAUGUGUAUCCCCCGCCGUCAUACUCAAACAGAAAUGUGCCCGCGCCCAACCUCGCUUACCCACAGCGACUGUGCCUCAGUGAGUGCCGCUGAUAGACAUCGUCGGCAGGUAGAGCUGCAACUAUUCUGUCAAAGCAUAAUCAAAUCACCUGAUUAUAUUUCGAGUUAUAAUUAAAUAUACCAUCGGUGUAAAUCAUUACAUAAAGUUGAAAAAGUAUGAUUUCCUCUUGACCACACACAAUGUUUUGUCUAAGCGUAUUGCUUACACAAUAGUAUGUAUUCAAUGAUAAUAUGAACUCGACUUUGAUAUUAUGUUUAUACGCAUAUUAAAAUAUACCAUAUCGUUAACAUGUGUGAUGCUUUAGCUUUAUUUACCCCCAUAAUAACAUACAUGUGUAUACGCAUCUUUAAAUGUACAUUGUUCACAUUUGUAUGAAGAACCUUUAUAUUUAAGAGAAUUUAUAUUUUAUAAAUAUAAAGAAACUG